GAAAAAAAAAUAAUAUUUUGUAAACUGCAACAGAAAAUUAAUAACUUUGUUAUUAAAACCUUAAAUAUUAAGUAACCAAGCCAACAGCAGUUAAAUCUCUAAGGAAGAUGUCUAAGAACAAGUUGAAUUUAACACUGCCUCCAGUGGAUGCGUCAGCAGCUUCAUCACAGGUGGUGCCAACACCACCGUUUAAAACUCCUUCUGGCACAGAAAAACAUAGUUUGCUGGGCAAGCCGAAGACGAGCAUUGAGGCCCUGACCGAAACCCUGGAGGAACUUGAGAUGGAUGACACAGCCCGUAAGCGUAUUAAAGUAUUCCUAAGCCAAAAGGAGAAAAUAGGCGAGUUGUCAGAUGACGAUCUGGAAAAACUGGGCGAACUGGGUUCCGGCAAUGGCGGCGUGGUUAUGAAAGUCCGACACAUACCUACCCAAUUGAUAAUGGCUAGAAAAUUGAUACACUUGGAAGUAAAGCCGGCCAUUAAGAAACAAAUUAUACGAGAGUUAAAAGUCUUGCAUGAGUGCAAUUUUCCUCACAUUGUGGGCUUCUAUGGUGCAUUUUAUAGUGAUGGUGAAAUCAGUAUUUGUAUGGAAUACAUGGAUGGCGGUUCAUUGGAUUUAAUACUCAAAAGAGCUGGCAAAAUACCAGAACCCAUAUUGGGAAAAAUAACGUUGGCCGUAUUGAAAGGUCUUAGUUAUUUAAGGGAGAAACAUGCCAUCAUGCAUAGAGAUGUGAAGCCAAGUAAUAUUCUAGUAAACAGCAGUGGAGAAAUAAAAAUCUGUGAUUUUGGUGUAUCUGGUCAAUUGAUAGACUCUAUGGCAAAUUCCUUUGUUGGCACCAGAAGUUAUAUGUCGCCUGAACGAUUGCAGGGCACUCACUAUUCAGUACAGUCGGAUAUUUGGUCUUUAGGUUUAUCGUUGGUAGAGAUGGCCAUAGGCAUGUAUCCCAUACCACCACCAGAUGCCAAAACAAUAGCAGCCAUUUUCGAUGAGAAAAAUGAAGAUGGUACACAGACGUUGGUCGAACCAAAAGUUAUGGCCAUAUUUGAGUUACUUGAUUACAUAGUCAAUGAACCUCCACCAAAAUUGGAGCACAACGUAUUUACAGACGAGUUUAAAGAUUUCGUGGAUAUAUGCUUGAAGAAAAACCCCGAUGAACGAGCUGACUUGAAAACAUUAUUGAAUCAUGCUUGGAUACGUAAGGCUGAGGUUGAGGAAGUUGAUAUUGCAGGCUGGGUUUGUAAAACAAUGGAUUUGCCACCCUCUACACCGAAACGUAAUACUUCACCCAAUCAAUAAAUAAUUUAUUAAAAAAAAACAAAUAUCAAAAUACACAAGCAAAAUAUUCUUUUUACUUAAUGUAAUAUCUUGUCAACCACACUAAAGUUGUUUAAUUUAACAAGAAAUCAAAAAGAAGAAAAACUUAAAAAUAAACACAAAUUUCUGUAAUAAAUUAUAUCAAUUAAACGAUACGAUAAGAGAAAUGAAA
Calliphora vicina (urban bluebottle blowfly) is the source of this 1485-nucleotide messenger RNA. It is a transcript of the gene Dsor1, whose product is annotated as mitogen-activated protein kinase kinase 1. The transcript has 4 exons. Gene Ontology annotation, biological process: protein phosphorylation. The record is from RefSeq and is a predicted model, not a curated record. The coding region runs from base 108 to 1295 and encodes 395 amino acids. Gene Ontology annotation, molecular function: protein kinase activity; ATP binding. NCBI's taxonomy places the organism in Eukaryota, Metazoa, Arthropoda, Insecta, Diptera, Calliphoridae.